Messenger RNA from Canis lupus familiaris (dog), 7144 nucleotides. RefSeq names its product mitotic deacetylase associated SANT domain protein (gene MIDEAS). Bases 751 to 4068 code for a protein of 1105 amino acids. Lineage: Eukaryota; Metazoa; Chordata; Mammalia; Carnivora; Canidae. Gene Ontology annotation, molecular function: transcription corepressor activity. Gene Ontology annotation, cellular component: histone deacetylase complex; transcription regulator complex. The record is from RefSeq and is a predicted model, not a curated record. Gene Ontology annotation, biological process: regulation of transcription by RNA polymerase II; negative regulation of DNA-templated transcription. The transcript has 13 exons.
GUUCCUGCUCGCCGCCGUGCCGCGCGCGCCGGCCGGCCGCUGGGCGCUCCGCGCUCCCAGCCGGGAGUUGUGCAAUCCUUUGUAGCACGCCAGAGAGUCCUCCUCCUUCGCUGUUGCCUCUCGCCCUCUCUCUCUCUCUCUCUCUUUUUUUUUCAAGCUGUGAGCUCAACCGAUGAGUCAGAGCAGUGCAAUCCUGACACUGCAUCGCAGGACUGGGGGUGACACGGAGGGAGGGAGAGCGAUCGCGAGGCAGACACCGCGGGCGCGGGGUGCGCCGAGGCUCCUGCGCCGCAAGCGAGGGGUGACAGCCCGUGCGUCCCGCCCGGGCCCUGCCAGCAAACUUCCCAGCCUUGGGAGGCGCGGGCUGGCGGAAGCCCUGCGAGCGCCGCGGGGAGGCGGAGGCGCCUGUUUGUUUUUAAAAUCCGGGAGUGCGUGCAGGCGGCCGGAGCCUGGGAGAGGACCGAAGGCGGCGGCCCGCGGCGGAAGGGGGACAGCCGAUGCUGGAGCUCGGGCAGGAGACGGGCUCCAGGGUCCCGUGGAACAUCAUGAACUGGGAAAAGUAGACAAGCCCAAGAGCCUCUCCACGAAGAGCAAGGAAGAGCCAACGGUUCUUUCUCCCUGUGUCUGACCUCAUCCCUGCUCUGCCCCCACUGGCUCCUGGACAAGAGCUGGGCUUCCAGCAGGACCUUCCCACAGGGGAUGGGCAACUGGUGAAGUAGGGCUCACCGCCAGGGCCCAGUUGGCCACACCAUGAACCUCCAGGCCCAGCCCAAGGCUCAGAACAAGCGGAAGCGUUGCCUCUUUGGGGAUCAGGAACCAGCUCCCAAGGAGCAGCCCGCACCCCUGCAGGCCCCACAGCAGCCCGCAGCUCCUCCACAGUCCACCAGAGUGAAGGAGGAGCCUUACUUUGGGCCCGAGGGUCCCGUAGGGGCCGCCCCCGUGUCCCAGCCCGUGGAGCUGCCCCCUCCCAACAGCCUGGCCCUGCUAAACUCCGUGGUGUACAGUUCCGAGCGGACCACGGCAGCCAUGUUGUCCCAGCAGGUGGGCUCCGUCAAGUGGCCCAACUCUGUGAUGGCUCCAGGCCGGGGCCCCGAGCGUGGAGGCGGUGGGGGUGUCAGUGACAGUGGCUGGCAGCAGCAGCCAGGCCAGCCCCCACCCCACACAACAUGGAACCGCCACAGCCUGCCCCUCUACAGUGGACCCAAGGGGAGCCCGCAUCCUGGCAUGGGGGUCUCUACCUACUACAACCACCCAGAGGCACUGAAGCGGGAGAAAGGAGGUGGGCCGCAGCUGGACCGCUACGGAAAUGCCGUGCGGCCAAUGAUGCCACAGAAAAUGCAGCUGGAUGUAGGGAGGCCCCAGACGCCUCUGAACUCUUUCCAUGUGGCCAAGAAGCCCGCCAACCAGACACUGCCCCUGCAGCCCUUCCAGCUGGCGUUUGGCCACCAGGUGAACCGGCAGGUCUUCCGGCAGGGCCCACCGCCCCCCAACCCCGUGGCGGCCUUCCCCCCACAGAAGCAGCAGCAGCAGCAGCAACAGGCCGCCCUUCCCCAGAUGCAGCUCUUUGAGAACUUCUAUCCCAUGCAGCAGCCACCCUCUCAGCAGCCCCAGGACUUUGGCUUGCAGCCGGCCGGGCCUCUGGGGCAGUCCCACCUGGCUCACCACAGCAUGGCGCCCUACCCCUUCCCCCCCAACCCUGACAUGAACCCGGAACUUCGCAAGGCCCUCCUGCAGGACUCAGCCCCACAGCCUGUGCUACCUCAGUCCCAGAUCGCCUUCCCCCGACGCUCUCGCCGCCUCUCUAAGGAGGGCGUCCUGCCUUCCGCCCCCCUGGAUGUGGCUGGCACCCAACCUGGACAGGAGCCCACCAGCAACCUGUUCCUACACCCCUGGCCCCCACAGCAGCCACCACCCGGCCCCUUGGGGCAGCCGCAUCCUGAAGCUCUGGGAUUCCCACUGGAGCUGAGGGAGUCGCAGGUGCUGUCUGAAGGGGAGAGACUGGCACCCAACGGUCGGGAGCGGGAGGCUCCCACAAUGGGCAACGAGGAGAGCAUGCGGGCAGUGGGCACUGGGGACUGUGGGCAGGUGCUACGGGGUGGGGUGAUCCAGAGCACUCGACGGAGGCGCCGGGCAUCCCAGGAAGCCAAUUUGCUGACCCUGGCCCAGAAGGCAGUGGAGCUGGCCUCACUGCAGAACGCAAAGGAUGCCAGUGUCUCUGAGGAGAAGCGGAAAAGUGUGUUAGCUUCAACUACCAAGUGUGGGGUGGAGUUUUCUGAACCUUCCUUAGCUGCCAAGCGAGCACGAGAGGAGAGCGGGAUGGUCCCCCUCAUCAUCCCGGUGUCUGUGCCUGUGCGGACUAUAGACCCAACUGAGGCAGCCCAAGCUGGAGGUGUUGAUGAGGAUGGGAAGGGUCCCGAACAGAACCCCGCUGAACACAAGCCGUCUGUCAUUGUUACCCGCAGGCGGUCCACUCGUAUUCCUGGGACUGAUGCCCCAGCUCAGGCUGAGGACAUGAAUGUCAAGUUGGAAGGGGAACCUUCAGUGCGGAAACCAAAGCAGCGGCCAAGGCCUGAGCCCCUGAUCAUCCCCACCAAGGCGGGCACUUUCAUUGCCCCUCCCGUCUACUCCAACAUCACCCCAUAUCAGAGCCACCUGCGCUCUCCUGUUCGCCUAGCUGAUCACCCCUCAGAGCGGAGCUUUGAACUACCCCCUUAUACACCGCCCCCCAUCCUCAGCCCUGUGCGGGAAGGCUCCGGUCUCUAUUUCAAUGCCAUCAUGUCAACCAGCAGCAUCCCAGCCCCUCCUCCCAUCACGCCAAAGAGUGCCCAUCGUACCCUGCUGCGGUCUAAUAGCGCUGAAGUCACCCCACCUGUCCUCUCGGUGAUGGGGGAGGCCACCCCAGUGAGCAUCGAGCCACGCAUCAACGUGGGCUCCCGGUUCCAAGCGGAAAUCCCAUUGAUGAGGGAUCGGGCACUGGCCGCUGCAGACCCCCACAAGGCUGACUUGGUGUGGCAGCCGUGGGAGAGCCUGGAGAGCAGCCGGGAGAAGCAGAGGCAAGUGGAAGAUCUGUUGACAGCUGCCUGCUCCAGUAUCUUCCCUGGAGCUGGCACCAACCAGGAGCUGGCCCUGCACUGUCUACAUGAGUCCAGGGGAGACAUCCUGGAAACGCUGAAUAAGCUGCUACUGAAGAAGCCCCUGAGGCCCCAUAACCACCCAUUGGCGACUUAUCACUACACAGGCUCUGACCAGUGGAAGAUGGCCGAGAGGAAGCUGUUCAACAAAGGCAUUGCCAUCUACAAGAAGGAUUUCUUCCUGGUGCAGAAGCUGAUCCAGACCAAGACUGUGGCGCAGUGUGUGGAGUUCUACUACACCUACAAGAAGCAGGUGAAAAUCGGCCGCAACGGGACGCUAACCUUCGGGGAUGUGGAUACAAGUGACGAGAAGUCAGCCCAGGAAGAGGUUGAAGUGGAUAUUAAGACUUCCCAGAAGUUCCCUAGGGUGCCUCCUCCCAGAAGAGAGUCUCCAAGUGAAGAGAGGCUGGAGCCCAAAAGGGAAGUAAAGGAGACCAGGAAGGAGGGGGAGGAGGAGGUGCCAGAGAUCCAGGAGAAGGGAGAGCAGGAGGAGGGGCGAGAGCGAAGCCGGAGGGCAGCGGCUGUCAAAGCCACACAGACACUACAGGCCAAUGAGUCGGCCAAUGACAUCCUCAUCCUCCGAAGCCAUGAAUCUAAUGCCCCUGGGUCUGCUGGUGGCCAAGCCUCAGAGAAACCAAGGGAGGGGGCAGGGAAGUCCCGGAGGGCACUGCCUUUUUCGGAGAAGAAGAAAAAACCAGAGACAUUUAACAAGACCCAGAACCAGGAGAACACUUUCCCUUGUAAGAAGUGUGGCAGGGUGUUCUACAAGGUGAAGAGCCGCAGCGCCCACAUGAAGAGCCACGCGGAACAGGAGAAGAAGGCCGCCGCGCUGAGGCAGAAGGAGAAGGAGGCGGCGGCCGCGGCGGCCACUGCGGCCGCCGCCUCCCCGCACCCGCCGGCCCUGCGCGAGGAGAGCAGCGCGGGGGAGCGGGGCUGAGCCCGGGUGCCGGGGCCGCCCCCGCCGGCACCCCGGGCCGCCGGCGGCCAGAGGAGAGCUCACGUGCACUGUUCUCCGAAGAAAACGAGACCAUACAAUAAACGGCUCUUUUAUUUAUAAAAAAGCCCCGGGAGCAGUCUUCAGGGCUGCAGGAUCCAGUUCUCUCUGCGUCCCGCGGGGAAGUCGGCCUCACGCCCCCCUGCCUGGGCUGGGGCGCCCCUCGGGGCGCUCGAGCACCGCCGCCCGCGCAGCCUCUGCCCUUCCUCUGUGUCCCCGGCUGCCCGAGGUCGCCCGAGGUCGUCACCACGGAGAGCCGAGCACCAGCCCGCCCCCCGCCCGCCCCGGGAAAGUGUGUGGUCAGCUCGGAGAGGGAACUCAGCCUGCCACCUGUGCUGUCCCCUACCCUGCCCCGCGGCCACCUCCUCUGGGAGGAAGGCUCCCGAAGGCCGCUGGGUCGGAGGACGGUACCGGCCCUUUGCUGGGGGCUAGCAGCCCGCGGGGGGCCGAGAAGGGGUCUCAGAUGUGGCGGGGAGGGGCCAGCCUGCGGGAGGGUCGGGGAGGCUGGAGGGAACUGUUGAUAAAUCUUGGCUCUUCCUGCUUCUCCCCUUUUUGCCAAACACCUUUUGGGCCCCCGAAGGCUGCCGAGGGGGCUCAUCUGUGGGGCCCACCUGCUCCUUGGUGCAAGUUCCCUGCCUUGCCUUCCCCCUGCCCUUGGCAGCUGCCCCCUCACCCCAUCCCACCUGGUCUAGCGCAGAUAUCCACAGCUCAGCCCCCAGUCCUGCAUGCUGGAGAUUUCUGGAUCCUUCCCUGGGAGGGGGAGGUCUCCUAACCAGAUUGGACAGGAGCCUUCAUUCCUUGACUUGUGUCAUUUGGGAGCUAUUUAUUUAUUCUUAAUAUUUAAUUUUUAACAUCCUCUCAGGGACCAGGGGCCUCCUGCUUUCCAGAGGCCCAAGUGCAUUUAUCCCAAAACAAGGCAUCUUCUUGGCAUCCACCCCACCCCCCCAUUCCUAACACCCUAAGGUCCCUCACCUUGUUGCUCUGGAAGCUCUUGCCAAUACGAGUGUUAGUAGCCCUGAAAGAGGGUGGAAAGGUGUAAGGUGUCACCAAAGCCACACAAAGACUAGCAGAAGCAAGGAAGGUCAAAGGCAGUUCUCAUUGCUACCUCUUCUCUGGCUGUAUUUUCAAAUUGCUCGAGGGGAUUGGCUGGAAGCCAGAAUUCUAGUUUUCUUUCUGGCUGGAGGAGGCCAUAUUUGGCAUGGAGUCACUGAAGUGAAGGGCUGGAAGGUUCUAGAGGCCCCAUCACUUCCCAUAGGAGGGCCGCGUUAUUUUUCUGAUCUUGUUCUUCAGCGUUAGUUCUGUGAAACGUUCCAAGUGAACGUGAGCAUAGGACAGGUCGGCAGGUUAGGAAGGAGCCAAAAAUCCUGCUAUUCUCCUUACUACCCAAUAGCCUAAAGACAUCCAUGUUCCUAUUUGGGAGCUUGGAGUGGGGAGGGAGUUUUGUUUCUAAACUAUGCACUAACAGGUGUUUUUCAGCAUUCAGUUAUGCAUGAAUACAGUUCUUCAGGACCCCAGCGAUAGGAGUAACAAAAUUCUCCCCGCCAGACUCCAGGACGGCUACCUAGAUCGUCAACUUCCCCAGUUAGUUUCCUCCAAAGGCUUCUUCCAGGACCCAAGUUUGCAAAAAUCUGGUAUGCCCUCCAGAAACAGGAGGGUGGCAAAUUUAAGCUGUCUUCUAAAUCACUUGUGUAAUAAGAGUGCCUUCGCAGCUUCGCCCCAAAGUGCUACUUAUGUUUCCUGAGGUUUUUUCUAUUUAAACAGUAUUUUGUUUCAGGCCCCCCUGUGGACAUGUGGUAAGAGGAACCUCCUUGUUUAGAGAGAUUCUCCUCCUCUACGCUCACAGGAAUCAGACUAGGCAAAUAUUGGUGGAAAAAAUCAAGGUGGUACCUCUGUAUUAAUUCCACCAGACACUGUAUUUUCGAAGGGCUCGUGCUCCAGGAUGGAUUUAGAUCUAGAAUACACGGUGAAAGUUAAAAUGUGUAGAGGGCAAUGCCAUUGUUCCAAGUGACCUGCCAAUAAAGUAGGUGCAGCCAUAGGAGCUGGGAUGGGUAUAUCCUUUAAUGGUGCUUUCUCUCUGUGAACACAGUAGGCUUAUCUUUUUUUUUUUUUCCCUUGUUCUCUUCUAUUCAGAGCUGUUUGCUUUAAGAAGUUAAAUGACAAACACCUCCAGCUUUAUAAUGUCCUCCCCACACCAUCUCACAUAGCCAUCUUCCAGUCUCCAUCUACACUUAGCUAAGGGCAUGAAACUAACCUAGUGCCUGUGUCCCAGACCAUUUCUGAGGUGUCUUACCCACCCAAGGAGACUGUGCUUCAGCGCACUGUCCUCCAUGCCUUCAGCAGCCCCCCUCACAGCUAAGGUACACCCUCAUCCCUUCUGACCCCACCACCACCCCUGGCACAGAGGUCAUGUGCUGCUUAUGUCUAGAGAAUCCCCUAUAUUUAACUGCCUCAGUGACCUAACCUCUUUCUUCUCAUGUGCCAGAUGUUAAGAUGAAGGAGGAAUACAACACAUACUCAAGCCUCAGCUGUUUAAAUAUAUUUUCACUGGGGCUCUCUUUUUUUUCGAACGGUAUUUAUUACCAGACUGGCAAGCCUAACUCCUUAGGUUUACAGGAAGUAUGCACAUUUUUAUAAAACAAUUGUAUGUCCUCCCCAUAUUUCGCUGUGUUAAUGUUUGCCUCUAACAAUUUGCAGCUGUUUCACCUUUUCCUCAUUUGUCUUUAAGUUGAAGGUCUUGUGUGGAGGGGACAGCACAGGAACAGCCUUGACAGUCUGUAAUUAUUGUACAAAUAUUUUAAUAGCAUAUAAAUAAGUAUAUUCCUUUUAUUUUGGAAAAAAAAAACAUGAUCAGACACUGCCUUUUGUGUGUUUGCUGCCUGUGGCACCCUUUUUUAAAAAGACUGUUACAUAUUAAAAUAGUGUAUAUAUAUAUAUAUAUAUAUAAAUAUUACCUCUUUUGCUGUACAGUUGUGAUAGACCAGACUGAAGAUUUUAUUUUUUGUGUGCUUUUUAUAAAAAA